Messenger RNA from Saccoglossus kowalevskii, 447 nucleotides. RefSeq lists its product as uncharacterized. NCBI's taxonomy places the organism in Eukaryota, Metazoa, Hemichordata, Enteropneusta, Harrimaniidae. The record is from RefSeq and is a predicted model, not a curated record.
AUGCAAGAAAAGGAACUGAACCGGGUGGAAGAGUAUCUGGGAUUGUCAGUACAGAAGAAUGGAGGAUCAGAGAAGGAGGUAGUGAAGAGAGUGCAGGUUGGCUGGAGCACCUGGAAGAAAAUUACAGGGGUCAUGUGUGACAGGAAAGUGCCAGUAAAGUUGAAAGGAAGGUUGCACAAGGUAAUAGUGAUACCAGUGAUGUUGUAUGGAGUGGAGGCAGUGACAGUGACAAAGGCACAAGAGAGAAAGAUGGAGGUGGCAGAAAUGAAGAUGUUGAGAUUCUCCCUGGGAAACACUAGGUUAAAUAGAAUCCAAAAUGAGGAAGUGGGGCGAAGACUAGGAAUUACAGAACUGGGACAUAAGUUGAGAAAAACGAGACUGGUGGCUUGGACAUGUGGUGAGAAAGGAAAGAGACAUGUGUUGAAAACAGAAUGCGUAACAUGGUAG